Protopolystoma xenopodis is the source of this 324-nucleotide messenger RNA. The record is from the annotation of a GenBank genome assembly. NCBI's taxonomy places the organism in Eukaryota, Metazoa, Platyhelminthes, Monogenea, Polystomatidea, Polystomatidae.
AUGAGGUCCCCAUGUAUUGCAUCAAAAGGAGAGCUACUCCAUCCUUCGAUCGGCCAACCAGCACGACGGCCAUACAUAAAUGCUCGAGAUAGGAAAACAGAGUCGUUGAUGGCACAGCCACCGAGCUCUUUAUCAUCAAAUGUGAUUAAUAUAAACGAGACCAGCGACCACAAAUCAGGACAGCAUAAUUCGGAUAAAAGAGAUCCAGUUCACAUGGCAGAACAGCCGGCUCUCUUACAGCAAUUGGCUGUACUUGGUGAGGAAAUACUGGCACAGGAUGGAGAGUAUGAAGAGAUCUUGGCGAUUGACUAUCCAGAAAUGUAG